GGGCGGCCAAGUAGCCGCAGCUCCCGGAGUCCGGGCGCCCGAGCCGCCCGCAGUCCGCCUUCCCACCUCCGGCCGCGCCGCGGGUCGGGCCCCUGGGAGAAGCCGGGAAAAAAAUGAGGAGUUUUCACCCGAACCCGUCGGAAAUAGGACUAAUUGCAAAGCCUUAAAAAAAGGACGUCGGGAGGAUUAAGGAAAAGCCUUCUCCGGGCUGGACUUGGCGUGCUCUGAGGCGAGGGGCUGCCUCAGGGACCGAGCCCCCUCCCUUUCCCGCUGGAGAAGUCGCCGCGGAUGCAUUAUCCAAGUGGUGGUUGGGCGGAUUUGCAGCAGAAUUUUUGGUUUUCCCUCCCCCUUCUAUACAUUCGGUUUUCUCCCCCUCCCGUUGCUAUUUUCCUUUUUCCUGGGAAGUGAGUUGCUGAUGUAAAUGGGACUCUAUUCAUUGAUGAUGCAGUCGGAUUCGUUUCAGGAUUAUGUUGCACGAAUUGAAUUUUGAAUGAAGGAGAAGAGUUUUUUUUCCCUUAAAGAAGUGUGGAUUCUUUAUUCGGUCGUACUUUUAUUUUAUUUAAGCAGACGAUUUAAUUGUAUUCUUUUAAGAUGUAUUGAAUAUAUAUUUGAUGGCAACACCUUCCAGGUAGAUGUAUAUGGGUGAAAUUGAAGACGCUUCAAUCAAGUGAGUUUCUUGGUGUGUUGGAUGUUUAAUUCAGCACCGGCAUUACAUGACAGUUGUUUGAAUAACAAGUGGUUCAUUUUUAAAACCACACCUCUCAGAAUUUAGGCUCAAAUAAUAAUAGUCAGAAGGCAGCAUACGAAUUUAAAGGCAAACCAGCGGAAAUUGAAGCCAACAUGUCUGGCGAAGUGCGUUUGAGGCAGUUGGAGCAGUUUAUUUUGGAUGGGCCGGCUCAGACCAAUGGGCAGUGCUUCAGUGUGGAGACCUUACUGGAUAUACUCAUCUGCCUGUAUGAUGAAUGCAAUAAUUCUCCAUUGAGAAGAGAGAAGAACAUUCUUGAAUACUUAGAAUGGGCUAAACCAUUUACUUCUAAAGUCAAACAAAUGCGAUUACAUAGAGAAGACUUUGAAAUAUUAAAGGUGAUUGGCCGAGGAGCUUUUGGAGAGGUUGCUGUAGUAAAAUUGAAAAAUGCAGAUAAAGUAUUCGCCAUGAAAAUACUAAAUAAAUGGGAAAUGCUGAAAAGAGCUGAGACAGCAUGCUUUCGUGAAGAAAGGGAUGUGUUAGUGAAUGGAGACAAUAAAUGGAUUACAACAUUACACUAUGCUUUCCAGGAUGAUAAUAACUUAUACCUGGUUAUGGAUUACUAUGUUGGUGGGGAUUUGCUAACUUUGCUCAGCAAAUUUGAAGAUAGAUUGCCUGAAGAUAUGGCUCGAUUUUACUUGGCUGAGAUGGUGCUAGCAAUAGACUCAGUUCAUCAGCUACAUUAUGUGCACAGAGACAUUAAACCUGACAAUAUAUUGAUGGAUAUGAAUGGACAUAUUCGGUUAGCAGAUUUUGGUUCUUGUCUGAAGCUGAUGGAAGAUGGGACGGUUCAGUCCUCAGUGGCUGUUGGAACCCCAGAUUACAUCUCUCCUGAAAUCCUUCAAGCUAUGGAAGAUGGAAAAGGCAGAUAUGGACCUGAAUGUGACUGGUGGUCUUUGGGGGUCUGUAUGUAUGAAAUGCUUUAUGGAGAAACACCAUUUUAUGCAGAAUCUCUGGUGGAGACAUAUGGAAAAAUCAUGAAUCAUAAAGAGAGGUUUCAGUUUCCAGCCCAAGUGACUGAUGUGUCUGAAAAUGCUAAAGAUCUUAUUAGAAGACUCAUUUGUAGCAGAGAACAUCGCCUUGGUCAAAAUGGAAUAGAAGACUUCAAGAAACAUCCAUUUUUUAGUGGAAUUGAUUGGGACAAUAUUCGAAACUGUGAAGCACCCUAUAUUCCAGAAGUUAGUAGCCCAACAGAUACAUCAAAUUUUGAUGUGGAUGAUGAUUGUUUAAAAAAUUCUGAAACAAUGCCUCCACCAACACAUACUGCAUUUUCUGGCCACCACCUACCGUUUGUUGGUUUUACAUAUACUAGUAGCUGUGUUCUUUCUGAUCGGAGCUGCUUAAGAGUAUCAGCUGGUUCCACCUCACUGGAUCUUGAUGCUAAUGUUCAAAGAACUCUAGAUAACAACUUAGCCACUGAAGCUUAUGAAAGAAGAAUUAAGCGCCUUGAACAAGAAAAACUUGAACUUAGUAGAAAACUUCAAGAGUCAACACAGACUGUCCAGGCGCUGCAGUAUUCAACUGUUGAUGGUCCAUUAACAGCAAGCAAAGAUUUAGAAAUAAAAAAUUUAAAGGAAGAAAUUGAAAAACUAAGGAAACAAGUAACAGAAUCGAGUCAUUUGGAACAGCAACUUGAAGAAGCUAAUUCUGUGAGGCGAGAACUAGAUGAUGCUUUUAGACAAAUCAAAGCUUAUGAAAAGCAAAUCAAAACAUUACAACAAGAAAGGGAAGAUCUGAAUAAGGAACUAGUCCAGGCUAGUGAGCGAUUAAAAAACCAGUCCAAAGAGCUGAAAGAUGCACACUGUCAGAGGAAACUGGCCAUGCAGGAAUUCAUGGAGAUCAAUGAGCGACUAACAGAAUUGCACACCCAAAAACAGAAACUUGCUCGCCAUGUCCGAGAUAAGGAAGAAGAGGUGGACCUGGUGGUGCAAAAAGUUGAAAGCUUAAGGCAAGAGCUGCGCAGAACAGAAAGAGCCAAAAAAGAGCUGGAAGUUCAGACAGAAGCUCUGGCUGCUGAAGCAUCUAAAGACAGGAAACUACGUGAACAGAGUGAGCACUAUUCUAAGCAACUGGAAAAUGAAUUGGAGGGACUGAAGCAAAAACAAAUUAGUUAUUCACCAGGAAUAUGCAGCAUAGAGCAUCAGCAAGAGAUAACUAAACUAAAGACUGACUUGGAAAAGAAAAGUAUUUUCUAUGAAGAAGAAAUAACUAAACGAGAAGGAAUACAUGCCAAUGAAAUAAAAAAUCUGAAGAAAGAACUACAUGAUUCAGAAGGCCAACAACUUGCUCUCAAUAAAGAAAUUAUGAUUUUAAAAGACAAAUUGGAAAAAACUAGGAGAGAAAGUCAAAGUGAAAGGGAAGAAUUUGAAAAUGAGUUCAAACAACAGUAUGAACGAGAAAAAGUGUUAUUAACUGAAGAAAAUAAAAAGUUGACAAGUGAACUUGAUAAGCUUACUACUUUGUAUGAGAAUUUAAGUAUGCGCAACCAACAGUUAGAAGAAGAGGUGAAAGAUCUAGCAGACAAGAAAGAAUCAGUUGCACAUUGGGAGGCCCAAAUCACAGAAAUAAUUCAGUGGGUCAGUGAUGAAAAAGAUGCACGAGGAUACCUUCAAGCCUUAGCUUCUAAAAUGACUGAAGAAUUGGAAGCAUUAAGAAAUUCUAGCUUGGGUACACGAGCAACGGAUAUGCCCUGGAAAAUGCGUCGUUUUGCAAAACUGGAUAUGUCUGCUAGAUUGGAGUUGCAGUCGGCCCUGGAUGCAGAAAUAAGAGCCAAACAAGCCAUCCAAGAAGAACUGAAUAAAGUUAAAGCAUCUAACAUCAUAACAGAAUGUAAACUAAAAGAUGCAGAGAAGAAGAACUUGGAGCUGCUAUCAGAAAUGGAACAACUGAUUAAGGACACCGAAGAACUUAGAUCUGAAAAGGGUAUAGAGCACCAAGACUCACAGCAUUCUUUCUUGGCAUUUUUGAAUACGCCUACCGAUGCUCUGGAUCAAUUUGAAACUGAUCCGGUUGAGAACAUAUACGUACGGAAUCCCAGUGUAAAGGUUUACCUCCAGUCAAGGUCCACAGUGUCUUCUUCCACAUCUAGUGAAGCUGAGCCAGUUAAGACUGUAGACUCUACUCCACUUCCUGUUCACACACCAACCUUAAGAAAAAAGGGAUGUACUGGUUCAGCUGGCCUCCCACCUAAGCGCAAGACUCACCAGUUUUUUGUAAAAUCUUUUACUACUCCUACCAAAUGUCAUCAGUGUACCUCUUUGAUGGUGGGUUUGAUAAGACAGGGCUGUUCAUGUGAAGUAUGUGGAUUCUCAUGUCAUAUAACUUGUGUAAACAAAGCUCCAACAACUUGUCCAGUUCCUCCUGAACAGACGAAAGGUCCUCUGGGAAUAGAUCCACAGAAGGGAAUAGGAACAGCAUAUGAAGGUCAUGUCAGGAUUCCUAAGCCAGCUGGAGUGAAGAAAGGAUGGCAAAGAGCAUUGGCUGUAGUUUGUGACUUCAAACUCUUUCUCUAUGAUAUUGCUGAAGGAAAAGCAUCUCAGCCUACUGUUGUCAUUAGUCAAGUGAUUGACAUGAGAGAUGAAGAAUUUUCUGUGAGUUCAGUCUUAGCUUCUGAUGUUAUUCAUGCCAGUCGAAAAGAUAUACCUUGUAUAUUUAGAGUCACAGCUUCCCAGCUUUCAUCAUCUAAUAACAAAUGCUCAAUCCUGAUGCUAGCAGAUAGCGAAAAUGAGAAGAAUAAGUGGGUGGGAGUGCUGAGUGAAUUGCAUAAAAUUUUGAAGAAGAACAAAUUCCGAGAUCGGUCAGUCUAUGUUCCAAAAGAGGCUUAUGACAGCACUCUACCCCUCAUUAAAACAACCCAGGCAGCUGCAAUUAUAGAUCAUGAACGGAUAGCUUUGGGAAAUGAAGAAGGGUUAUUUGUUGUGCAUGUCACCAAAGAUGAAAUUAUUAGAGUUGGUGACAAUAAGAAGAUUCAUCAGAUUGAACUCAUUCCAAAUGAUCAGCUUGUUGCUGUGAUCUCAGGACGAAAUCGUCAUGUACGACUUUUCCCUAUGUCAGCUUUGGAUGGACGAGAGACAGAGUUUUACAAACUGGCAGAAACUAAAGGGUGUCAAACUAUAACUUCUGGAAAAGUACGCCAUGGAGCUCUCACAUGCCUGUGUGUGGCUAUGAAAAGACAGGUCUUCUGUUAUGAACUAUUUCAGAGCAAGACCCGUCACAGAAAAUUUAAGGAAAUUCAAGUCCCAUAUAGCGUCCAGUGGAUGGCCAUCUUCAGUGAACAACUGUGUGUGGGAUUCCAGUCAGGAUUUCUACGAUACCCCUUGAGUGGAGAAGGAAGUCCAUGCAGCAUGCUUCAUUCAAAUGACCAUACACUCUCAUUUAUUGCACAUCAGCCAAUGGAUGCCAUCUGUGCAGUUGAGAUCUCCAGUAAAGAAUAUCUGCUGUGUUUUAACAGCAUUGGGGUAUACACUGACUGCCAGGGCCGAAGAUCUAGACAACAAGAACUGAUGUGGCCAGCAAAUCCUUCCUCUUGUUGUUACAAUGCACCAUAUCUCUCAGUAUAUAGUGAAAAUGCAGUCGAUAUCUUUGAUGUGAAUUCCAUGGAGUGGAUUCAGACCCUUCCUCUUAAAAAGGUUCGACCCUUAAACAGUGAAGGAUCAUUAAAUCUUUUAGGAUUGGAGACAAUUAGAUUAAUAUAUUUCAAAAAUAAGAUGGCAGAAGGGGAUGAACUGGUGGUUCCUGAAACAUCGGAUAACAGUCGAAAGCAAAUGGUUAGAAAUAUUAAUAAUAAGCGCCGUUAUUCCUUCAGAGUCCCAGAUGAGGAAAGGAUACAACAGAGGAGGGAGAUGCUACGAGAUCCAGAAAUGAGAAAUAAAUUAAUUUCUAACCCAACUAAUUUUAACCACAUAGCACACAUGGGUCCUGGAGAUGGAAUACAGAUCCUAAAAGACCUGCCCAUGAACCCUCGGCCUCAGGAGAGUCGGACAGUAUUCAGUGGCUCAGUCAGUAUUCCAUCCAUCACCAAGUCCCGCCCUGAGCCGGGUCGUUCCAUGAGUGCUAGUAGUGGCCUGUCAGCAAGGUCAUCUGCUCAGAACGGCAGCGCAUUAAAGAGGGAAUUCUCUGGCGGAAGCUACAGUGCUAAGCGACAGCCCAUGCCCUCUCCAUCAGAGGGCUCUUUGUCUUCCGGAGGCAUGGACCAAGGAAGUGACACCCCAGCGAGAGACUAUGACGGAGAGGACUCUGAUUCUCCAAGGCAUUCCACAGCUUCCAACAGUUCCAACCUGAGCAGCCCCCCAAGCCCGGUUUCACCCCGAAAGACCAAGAGCCUCUCUCUGGAGAGUACCGACCGUGGGAGCUGGGAUCCGUGAGCUGCUGUAGCACUUGGACCAGGGUGGCUCUGGCUGUCAGCUCCUCUCCACUCGGCCCUUCUCUCACUUUUCAUCUCUUCCCUCCACCUUGGCCUGAAGCCCGAAAACGACCAGGGGCUGGUGGCAACAGCAGGGUAGGGACUCAAAGAGUUCUGACAACACACCUCACAGAUCCACACCCCCAGCCUAACAGCAGCAACAAAGGCAGACUUUCUUUCAUCAGCUUACAUCAAUAUUGAUUUCAUUCCAUUCACUUAGAGUUGCUUUCAGUAAUAUUUUACUCCUCCCUUAAAAGGUAGCUUAGACAGAUUACACAAGUGUAAGUGAUAAGAAUAAGAUUAGACAGGUUUUGUUUCACAGUAGAGCCUCACUUUAGUCCUUAAACAACGCAUGGAUUCUCCGCGUCCAGAGGGGAGGACUGGCCCUGGAGCGGCACACUGAGCUCACUCAGCAACCGCAGUGAGUGCACCUGAUUGUUGCCGGGAAGUCCUUAUGAAUGAAAACAAUGCAUAUUUUACUACAGUAAAGAGUUUAAAUAAGUACAUAAAUGUAGAAGUUAAAUACUGAAUGUAUAUAGCAAAAGAAGCAUCUUGUAUUCAAUGAAAGAUGGGUGCAUAUAUGAGAAAGAGAUCAUUAAUUUAACAAAUGUGCUGUUUCCUGUGUGUUUUCCAGCUUGGUAAGGUAGAGAGUAGAAGGGCCUCAGCUGACGUAGAUAGAGGGAAGAGAGGACUCAGAGUCCCUUCAGUGCCCUGGUCUCGGCCCGUAGUGUGUCACAGGUGCCUGGGGAGCCUGCAGACUUGGGUUUUGCUGGUUUGCAGGGCGGCCCAGUCACUAGAGUUUGGACAUUUGAAGCCACUUCAGCAGUGGCAUCGAAAGGUAAACUCACCUCCUCUACCCAAGACAUUUCUGUUUCUGGUGGUACAAUUUGAACCACAUGUCUUGUUUUUUAUCACAUGAUAUCUUCUGCAGGUGAAUGUAGAAAUAUGAUUAUGUCACCUUCUGAUCCCUUCUGUCUCAAAGUGUACGAAGAUUGUCACAGCUUCUGAAGGCCCAUUAAAAGGUCAUCAAAGUGCUUUUUUUCCUGGGCUAACCCUGUAUCUCCCUAAGUUACAGUGAGGUGUCCAUUUAGGGACUGGAGACAGUUUCCCACGGAGCACUCUGUUGAGAGCAGGUAUGAGCUUUUCAGCUAAGCCUGGGAAAAAAGGGCUUUUGUUACCAAAUAAUGUAAAACCUCAAAAGCAAGGACUUGAACAGCCUUAACCAAAUAUUCUUUACCAUAGCCAGUGGAGAAUGGAUGUGAGUGACUCUAGUGCACAGGCAGGGAGUUAGCUGGGCAUGGCCAUUGGGACUGGAUUCUUCCUAGGUUGCUUUGUUAUAUUUCCAUUUGAAUUCCUGCUGUUUUAAUUGCCAUAAGGAAAUGAGAUGCAGAGCCAGAAGUACUUAUUUCUACAGUCAUUUCACCAGUUAAACACAUGAAUAGAACAAGAAAAAAUAAAAUUUAUCUCAUGGAAGAGAAUCUGUCUCUUUUACUUUUCAUCUAGUUUCCUUGAGAAAUAGAAACCAUGUUUUUGCCUCCUUUCUUAGAAUGCAGCUAAAAUGAUAACAGUUCUGUAUUUGUGUCCUGGGUUGCAGUGUUUGAGCCCUGUCAUCUCACCACUGGUCCCUGGCAUCCCUCACCCUUUUGUUAGCAAGCCUGCCGCAGGCUAAAGGACCUAAGCGCCCCCCCUCAAGUUCCUGCUACUUCGUGGGGGUUACAGAGAUCCAGAGAGGGACAAAGGAUCCUGUUGGAAGAUAUUGCAAGAUAUUCUGAUAGAGAAUUUUAAAGAACAGCCUUUACACUUUAGCAUUCUGGAUUUGGUGGUAGCUGGCUCAGAUAUGAUUGCUUUAUUUUGGAUGAGCAUAAUACACUUCACACUUCUAAUCUAAAUCUUUCUCCUUUUGGAAAAGAAAUGUCUUGUAAAAGUAUUUAUGUACAUACAAAUAUCAAGGGUUGAGCCUCAAGUUUGGCAAUUGCUAUAUGACUCUGGAAGCUUCUUAAACUUGGCACUUUGAGAGCAGGGACUGAACUAGGCAGCCAGCAUGUGGGGCACUUGCGGCUAUCUCCCCACCCUCCUUCUCCUACACCUCUGGUCCUCUGUCUUUCCUUCUCCUUUCUCCCAGGCAGUGGGGGCAGACUCAGGCCAAGAGUAACAGGACAUCACAUUAAGCCAUCAGUUUGUGGCUUUGAUGAUCUAAUGAAUUUUUGUUGCCUGUGGUGCUUCUUGUUCAGACAAUGCUUUUAGAAUUGAACUAUAACCCUACUUACAGGUUCGGCUCUGGUGUAGUGAGUUGUUCUCAGCCUCUCAGCAGGGCAGAUGAGAGUGCCCCUGAAGGCUUGCUGUGGCUGCCAGGCUGAUCAGGCAGCAAAUUCCUGUUCAUCCCUGGGAUCAUCAACCACAGUAGUCAACAGAGAGCAGUCCCAGGUGCGUUUAGAUGGGGGGUGAAGCACUGCCAAGAAAAUCAUAUGGAGGGAAGUUUUCCCAGGAUAACAGUAGCCUGCUGGGCUAACGUCACCCUCAGGUAAGGGGACUGCUACUUUCAGCAGCUUCUGAGAAGCAUGAUUUGAAAAGAUGGGGAAUGGGUUGCAGGGAACCAGAAAAUUAAAGGAUCAUUUGAAAGGGGUCACAGAAAAAGAUCACAGGAGGGGUAUUUUUAUCAGUAUCUGAAAUCAUGCUUUGUUUUCCUGCAGGGCAUUAAAAAAAGGGGGUGGGGGGGACAGCAGGGAAUCAUUUCUCAGUAGAAAGAAAAAGCACUCUCGGAGGCAUUUCUGGCAUGGUAUGUCUGUGUUGCUAUUUGGUGCUAUCGACGUCCAGCCACUUGGUUGUCCACUCUUGAAAUUGGACUGAUCUUUUCAUGUGCUUUGGGUGUAUAAAAUUUCACACACACACAAAUGCAUGCAUGUCUUUUUGCCAAAAACAAGCCUUCCUGUUUGUCAAGUGAUGGCUAAGGCAGAUUUCACUUCUUUAAUUAUUUUGUAUACACACACACACACGUGAUUUAUGUUCUUCUCCAAGGGACACAUCUGUAAGGUUAUAAAAUGUAACUUAAAAGGGCCCAUCGAUUUGGUCUUCCAACCAGUUCUUGUUCACAGUCUACAGGAGAGAAACUGAAUUCCUAUAUUUUCUGGCUGGCUCUCACCCUCCCUCCUUCCCUAUGGAUAGAAUCAUGUUGUUUUGCCAUUAAGUGGCCACAUCCAUUACUGAGAAAAACUAGUUGUAUUUGUGUGGAAUCUCAGGUAGCACUAAAGAGCAAGGGUGAGUGGACUCCUAAACCACCAGAGGCCACAGGAUCCUUUGCCAGCCUUGGCAGUCAUCACAAACACUGCCAUCGCCUAGCUGCGUGGGCGUGGCUGAGGCUUCCCACCACUGUCCAGUCAGAGGCUGCUCAUGCUGCAGGUCAGAUUUUGCCACAGUACAGGUGCCCUGGCACAACAGGGACUUAACUGGGUGCCACACUUCCCCACCUCUCCCUGGGCCAGUCCCUGAAUUAGAUAAGCCAUGUGGCAUUUCACUGAGCCCAUUUUAAAACCUCUCUCCUAGUUAUGAUUUUAGUUAUUGCUCAAAUCCCGAGUUCUCUGUGAAGUCCAGCUAGAUAAGGAGGGUCUUGCCCCAGCAGGAGUGCUGCUUCCCUGGGUGGGCCAGGUGGGCACAUCUUCCAUCCCUGGGACUGACCAGGAGCCAUCACAAUUACAGAGGGGACUCACUACAACAAACCUGGAAAUCUCUUGAAAAUAAGAUGACCUGCCUUUUUAUUUGAGAGUGUACUAUCAUUUAUUUUAUAAAUUUUUUAGGGUUUUUUCUCAUUGUAAUAUUAUUGUACAGUUUUGCAUGGCCUAGGUGUAAUCAUUUUUUGUUUAGAAUUUAAUGCUGACAAAUGUGUGUAUGGAAGAGGUAAAGAUACUGCUCUGGCCUCUUCAUCACUCCUUAUGUUGUUUUGUUUGGUUUUAUGCCCUUAAUGUCUUAGAGAACUUAAGAGAUUCUCUGCUACCAAACAAUGAUGUGGAUUCUUUUGCACAGAAAUAUUUAAAGUGGGAUAGUAAGACAUGUAACAAGACUUCUCACCAAUAUUUUGUGUUGGUAUCACUUAAUAUUAACCAGACUUUGAUGUAUUGCAAUAAAACAGGGAACUAUUAGACUUGAGUAGUUUGUCUUUC
This is a messenger RNA of Lepus europaeus (European hare), 10300 nucleotides long. RefSeq names its product CDC42 binding protein kinase alpha (gene CDC42BPA). Bases 841 to 6108 code for a protein of 1755 amino acids. Gene Ontology annotation, biological process: actomyosin structure organization; peptidyl-threonine phosphorylation. Lineage: Eukaryota; Metazoa; Chordata; Mammalia; Lagomorpha; Leporidae. The transcript is spliced from 37 exons. Gene Ontology annotation, molecular function: protein serine/threonine kinase activity; ATP binding. Gene Ontology annotation, cellular component: cytoskeleton; actomyosin; cytoplasm. The record is from RefSeq and is a predicted model, not a curated record.